Messenger RNA from Dioszegia hungarica, 207 nucleotides. RefSeq lists its product as uncharacterized. Bases 1 to 207 code for a protein of 68 amino acids. The transcript is spliced from 4 exons. Gene Ontology annotation, cellular component: membrane. The record is from RefSeq and is a predicted model, not a curated record. Lineage: Eukaryota; Fungi; Basidiomycota; Tremellomycetes; Tremellales; Bulleribasidiaceae.
AUGGCCCGUCCACCAAGCUCCGGAGGGGAUAUAAUCCUCUAUGUCCUCGCUCUUCUGAUUCCCCCAGUACCAGUCUUCAUGAAGCGAGGAUGUGGCGGGGAUGUGAUCAUCAAUAUCUUGUUGUGGAUCCUGGGGUGGAUCCCAGGCGUGAUACAUGCGUGGUGGAUCAUCUCAAAGUACGAGGUGCCAGCUGUCAGAGGAUACUAG